Messenger RNA from Hippopotamus amphibius kiboko, 3190 nucleotides. RefSeq names its product UPF3A regulator of nonsense mediated mRNA decay (gene UPF3A). Gene Ontology annotation, biological process: positive regulation of translation; nuclear-transcribed mRNA catabolic process, nonsense-mediated decay. The transcript has 10 exons. Gene Ontology annotation, cellular component: cytoplasm; nucleolus. NCBI's taxonomy places the organism in Eukaryota, Metazoa, Chordata, Mammalia, Artiodactyla, Hippopotamidae. Gene Ontology annotation, molecular function: telomeric repeat DNA binding. Bases 62 to 1516 code for a protein of 484 amino acids. The record is from RefSeq and is a predicted model, not a curated record.
CCCCUUCUCGCGAGGUUUCGGCGCUGACGGGAGGCUGUGGCGGCUCGGCGGCGGGUGCGGGAUGCGCUCGGAGAAGGAGGGAGCCGGAGCCACCAGAGUGGCGGUUGCUACGCGAGGUCCGAGCGGGAGGGAGAAGCCGUCUCCCGCAGAAACCCAGUCCCGCCGGGAGUCUCCGCGGCGGGAUCCCGAAGCGCCGCCGGCUUCGUCCUCCGGCUGCGGGGGAGGCGCAGGCAAACCUCGCGAGGAAAAGAGGGCGGUCCUGAGCAAGGUGGUCAUCCGGCGGCUGCCUCCCGGCCUCACCAGGGAGCAGCUGGCGCAGCAGCUCCGGCCUCUGCCCGCCCACGACUACUUCGCCUUCUUUCCCGCGGACCUCAGUCUUUAUCCUCAUCUCUACUCAAGAGCAUACAUUAACUUUAGAAAUCCUGAUGACAUCCUUCUUUUUAGAGAUCGUUUUGAUGGAUAUAUCUUCGUUGACAGUAAAGGCGUAGAAUAUCCUGCAGUGGUAGAAUUUGCUCCAUUCCAGAAGAUAGCCAAAAAGAAGCUAAAGAAAAAAGAUGCCAAAACUGGAAGCAUUGAAGAUGAUCCAGAAUAUAAGAAGUUUUUAGAAACUUACUGUGUGGAGGAGGAGAAAACUAGUGCCAAUCCUGAAACUCUUCUGGGAGACAUAGAGGCAAAGACAAGAGAACUUGUUGCUAGAAGAACCACACCUCUUUUGGAAUAUAUUAAAAAUAGAAAAUUAGAAAAGCAGAGAAUUCGAGAAGAAAAGCGAGAAGAACGGAGGAGGAGGGAGUUGGAGAAGAAACGCUUACGGGAAGAAGAGAAAAGAAGGAGAAGAGAAGAGGAGAAAUGUGAAAGGAAAGCAGCAGAAAAACAGAAGAGAACUGCUGAGAAAGAAGUAAGGAUGAAGCUUCUCAAGAAACCAGAAAAGGGAGAGGAGCCAAGCACUGAGAAACCAAAAGAAAGAGGAGAGGAAAUUGACACCGGAGAUGGGAAACGGGAACCUGCCCCCGGCUCUGUAGUCGUGAAGUCCAGGCCCUUGGAGAGCUCACUGGAGGAGCUGAGGGAAAAGUCACAAAAUGACAGUGAUAUAGAGCAAAGGGAUAUGGAGAGAAGAUUCCGGGAAAAAGAACUUGAAGCACAAAGAUACUACUUGGAUGACAGCAGAAAACAUAGAGCUCACUAUGAGUUGGACAAGUUUUCAGGAAGAAGCGAAGAAGAGACAAAAUGGGGGAAGGGAUUCACCCCAGUCAGAGGGAAGAAAGGCAGCCAGGACGGAGGCGGCCCCGUGGAGGCAGCAGAGAGACCAGGAAGGGAGAAGAGUGAAGAUGGACUGGCACCCGAAAAGGAGCGCGUGGGAAACAAGGACCGGCCAGGCUUGCAGCUGUACCGGUCCAGAGCUCGCAUCCGAGCCCGUGAAUGUGAUGGAAGACCUGCUGAGGAGGUCCGUGACAGGAGGAGGGGUGAGGCAGAAGAUUCAACAGGGGCCGGAGCUGAGAAGAGCAAAGAGGCAGAGUGAGUCAUUGUGCAUGUUGGUGCUGUGGGUGCUCCCACCCGCACUCUGUGGAUUAGAGAGGCUGUUCCUUCCAAAAGUGUAUAAAUCAACUUGGAGUAAAACCAGCAAGGUAAAUUUACUUCUUAUAAAGAAACAGGAAACUAGAACUAUAAAGGUGGCGUAGAAAUAUCUAGAAACCAUGCUUAAGCGAUCUUUUAAAAGUGUGAACAGUUGCAGAUGUUACCAUUUUUGAUAUAAACGAGUAUAUAUAAUUUAGCCAAAGCAGAAGAAAGCAGAAAGGUAUGACCAAAACCAUAAGAAAACUAGUGGUAUAUGGGUGUGAAUUCUGAAGCACUUUAAACAUGUUGUAGAAAUAACUUGGACUUUGAGUUUUACACAUUUGUAAGUCAGUGAUCUGUAUUUCAUGAUUUUUGUUGGUUUUCUGUGAGCUGUAGUUUCUGGAAAGUGAGCAGCUCUCAUUCCUUACAAGCCUCGUAAUUCAGUCAUUUAAUGCACCUUCUCUCGUAAGGAUUCGAUGAAGUCUUGUGCUGUAGCCCCUCUGAUAGGAACUUUAACACCGUAUAAAGCCCAGCAGCUUUCAUUGUUGCCCGUUUCACAGUAUGGCCACUGAAUUAACAAAGAUAGUUCCAGUCUUUUGAUGGAGUGCUUGUGGUUUAUGACAUAAGUGGCAUUAUUUUGAGAGAGGGCUAGCUUAGGUAUGCCAUUUGGGGUUUUUCUCUUUGCAGUCUGAAGCAGUUUUAAAAUAACAACGUAGCUUUCUGCAACUGUGUAUUCUACAGUAUUUUUUCCUUUCAGUGAAAUUUUUAAAUGUUAAUGCUUUAGGCACUGUGCUUAAAUAAAAUUUUUAGUUGCUAUGAAUUUGAAUUCCAGUUAUAGUACUUUUCCUAUAUAGAAUUUUCUGUAAUAAAAUACUGCUUUUUAAAGUGUAGCUUUAAUCAUCUGAAUAUUUUGCUAAUUAUAUCUAUUCCUUAUAAAAUAUAAAAUGUUUAUCAAGAAACGGAGGCUUAUUUAUUAACAGACUUCUAUGACUGCUGGGCAUACAGUCAGUCUCACAGCGUUGCUGUGCUCUUGCUCUUGACUUUCUGAGCUCCAGGAGAACAUGCUGUGGAUUCAGGGAAGUCCAGGUAACCCAGCAGCAUCAACUCUGGCUGGAAAGGACUGUAGACUUUACAGGCUGUAUGGUCUGUGUCACAGCUGUUAUACUCUGCUGUCAUAGUGAGAAAGCAGCCUUAAAAUACAUGUACAAUAGAGAAUGAAUGGUCAGGGCUGUAAUCCUAUAAAACUUAAUUUACAGAAACAGGCAGCAGACCAUAUUGGGCCUGUGGGCCAUAGUUGGUUUAGUGUUCAUUUUCAAAAUUCAUGGUUUAAAACAAUGGUUGUUAUACUUUUUGGUCUCAGGAACGCUUUACAUUCUUAAGAAUUAUUAACAUUCAGAAGAUACAGAGAUGUCUAAAGAAAUAAAAACAAAUACCUUUGGGUAUUACCUCUCGGAUUUAACCAUUGUUAUAACUGGGCUCCCCUCUCCCCUUAGUCAUGUUAUGUAUCUAAUUUAUAUUUCUAUAACUCAGUGCUUUGUAACUUGCUUUUUUCCCAUACUCAUCUUGCCUAGUUAUUGAUGCCAAAAAUUCACAUCAUUUUUAAUGAAUGCCUAGUAUAUCUUGCAUGAAUAAACCACAG